CGAAUAUGGGCAGAGACUUUAGAGUUUCAAACAAUAAUUUGCAAAUAAUACGCUCUAUUUAAUUUAAAAAAAACCAUUUUAUUAAGUACAGAAAACAGUAAAGCAAACAUGGCCUCAGAGUAACAUAUAAUGUUGCCCCGAGAGACAAACAGCAACUAGCACUGUCUGUGAAAGUGUAAACGUCACAUUUGUGCUACGUGUAUAACAAGGAAGAAGCAGUUCUGAUGUAAUUUCAGUACAUCAUGUCUUUUUCUAACAUCUCCGCCGACUCUUUAAAGGAAAAGAUCGACGAGGUUCGCCGUUUUCUUUCCGUGACAUUACGCAUCGCGAACGCGCACACCGUCGAUUUCUACACGCGCGAUGUGUGGCGCGCGUUCAUGGCUGUGGAGCCUGGGGAGGUUUUAACGGCUGUUAAUGCAGCUCGUGACCGCACGGGGGCGCCAGAAGUGAGCACUAGUUUCGGGUUUUGCGAUGUCAGUAAGAAGCUGGUGGAUGUGUCGGCUCUGCUGAGGGCGGCUGAAGCACACUCUCUGCCAGGGCUGGGAGUAUGUGUGCAGCGACAGACACUGAUGGACAUGCUGGGAGUAAUGGAUGGAGACACGCAAGAUGGGACAUCAGGUGGACAUCUGUUGCAACCUGACGAGUUCAUGAACUCUAAGAAGGCGCAUGAGGUGCCAGCUAUGGCUGAAGUGGUGGCUGCUUUAUCCAGAUUCUGCAAAGUCAAACAGGUUAUAGAUGUGGGCUCAGGUAAAGGUUACCUGUGCUCUUUCCUCUCCUUGCAGUACAGCCUGCAGGUAUUUGGCAUUGACUGCUCCAGCACAAACACACGUGGUGCUCAGGAGAGGAAUAGGAAGCUGAAGAAGUUUUCUAGAGCCUACCAGAAUCAUGGACAAUUCAAAGGCAACCCGGAAGUUCAAAAUAAAGAACUGAUAGACAGGAAAGAAAAUGAUGAUGAACAAGAAGAGAGAACGCAAGGCCAUCAAAGACCCAGACUUUCUCAAGAGCAGGAAGAGGAGGAGGGUGGUGCAAAAGAGAGAGAUAGGAAAAAACAUGUCACAACAGAUUGCAAUAAUGAUGUGGCUGAAGUUCAGUGCUGUUCUUCACCAGGUCUGGACAAGAGUGCUUUCUCGGACCAGACUGAAUCGGAAACAACAAAUGCUGAUUUAGAGAACUCCUUUUUUACAGCCUUGGCGCCUGAUAUUGUAGAGCAAGCCUCUCCUCGGGUUCCCCCAUGCCAGCUGAGCGCAGAGGAGAGAGAGAGGAGGAAGAGGGAGAACCUUGAGAGGAAGGCACGGGAUGGAAAAGGCAACAGGGAUGCUAAAAACCUGUACUCACCUCUGACGUCUUAUGUUACAGCUGAAACAGAACUUAGGACACUGAUUACAGAGCUGGAGGAUGCCGUCAUGGUGGGGUUGCAUACGUGUGGAGAUCUGGCUCCCAGCACACUGCGCAUGUUCAAGACCAAACAGGAGCUUCGGGCCGUGUGCAGCGUGGGAUGUUGUUACCACCUACUUUCUGAGGAGUUUGAUGAAGAUGCACAGGAGUGUGAGAGUGGUGUGUAUGGAUUUCCCAUGAGCCAGUACUUACGGGAGCAGGCGUGUUUCUGUGGACGAAAUGCCAGAAUGUCUGCAUGUCUCGCUCUCGAAAGAGUAUCAGUUGGAGGAGGGCUGCCUAUGGAGUCGCUCUUCUAUCGGGCCGUUCUUCAUGUUAUAUUACAGGAUCACUAUGAUUCCCAUAAGAGUGAGAAGCGUGUUGGGAACGUUUAUUCCAAAGCGUCCUCGUUUGUGGACUACGUAAGGAGAGCUCUCAGGAAACUAGAACUGGACGACUCAAAGCUCUCAGACAGUGUGAUUCAAAGUUAUCAUGAUCUGUACAUCUCUAGGAUGAAUGAAAUGGUGGCCUUCAACAUGUUAAAGGUGACUUUGGCUCCCUGUAUUGAAGGUCUUAUCCUGCUGGAUCGUCUGUGCUACUUGAAGGAACAGGAGAAUGUGUCCUACUCGGCCCUGGUACAGCUCUUCAACCCGCUCCUGUCCCCCAGGUGUUACGCUAUUGUUGGAAUAAAGGGACCUGGUGUUUUAUAAAAGCCAUACGUGUUUUAUAAAAGCCAUAUAUGCUUUACCACAACUCUGCCUUUUAAUGUAGUACUAUUUUGCUUUUAAUUAAACUUUGUAUUAAUUAUUGUAUGUUUAUGUCUUAUUUGCCAUUUUUCAUUAUAAAUAUUGUCACACUUAUGAGUUUGUGUUUUCUUAUAUAAUAAUGAUCUAAUGGAUCUAAAGGCAAGCUCUGGUUUAUUCUGUUGUGAUAUAAUUUAUUCGAGCUUAAUCACAAACAUCUGUCAGAAUAAUUUUAGUCUAAACAGGGUUAGAGACUAAUUCACAUUGAGUCCAGGGUGAAUGAGAAGAAAACGGAUAUGGCCAUGUUAACACAAGUGCAUGUGAAUUUUCCUAAAGCACUUUUCACAUAUGUGAAAUAUUAAUCCAUAUCAGAUCACAGGCAUACAUAUCUAAUCUUUGCUUUGAAAUCUAAUCCAAAAAGAUCUUUUGUGUUCCUGUUUGAAUCACAUUUACUCAGUGUAUAGCUCAGAUAGAUACAAGCCAAAUGAAUACGAAAUGCUUAUGAAUAUGAAAAUCAUCUGCUCCUGAAACAUAUUAUUUGAGCUUUCAUGAAGUUACUGAUCUAACUCUGAGGUUAGGAUUGCCAGAAAUGAGCAAAUCAAAUGUACUUAAACUAAAGGAUAAAGGGUUUUAAUAAAAGACAAUAGUGUAUAAUUAUUGCAAAAUAAUCAUUCACAGGGUUGUGUGAUGUACCUUGUCCAGUGUAAGGUUGAUUAUUUUUCCUGUUACAACAUGCUUUAGGGUGCUUUAUUCCUCGUAUACCACAGCAAUAUGAAAACAAUUACAUUUUUUAUAUAAAUUAUUUAAAUACAUUUUUAUUUAUUAAAUAAUGGCACAUACUGUAUGUGUAGUAUUUGGAAGGUCCAAAAAUCAAGUAGUUCCUUACAUCACUUGUGUUUUUACAAUUAUAGAUAGAUGUUUCUAUCUGCUUGUCAUGUUAAAGAGCAAUCUGGAGAAGACAUUAAUGUGGCAGAAAAGUUCCAACUUUACCUCUGACGUCCGACUCCUUCCGAAUCUGUUCAUGUGCCAUAUGCGGCAUACGAGUUCCUGUUUAAACUGUUAGUACUGAA
Molecule: messenger RNA, 3184 nt
Organism: Hemibagrus wyckioides
Lineage: Eukaryota; Metazoa; Chordata; Actinopteri; Siluriformes; Bagridae
Gene: mettl25
Product: methyltransferase like 25
Exons: 12
Coding region: 243-2081 (612 amino acids)
Source: RefSeq, a predicted model, not a curated record